AUGGUGACGUCUUCGUCUGCGGUUGAAGAUCUUCAUGCGACGGGUGGUUCGUCAGCUUCUGCUGAAGCAACAACAGCUAGUUCGGGCGCAUCCGAUGCUGUUGCGGCGACAUCUGCUGGUGUUUCUGCUGACCCCGUAGAUCAGCUCGCUGCAGCGGCCACUAUUACUGCUGUUGUAGAAGACAUUGCCAGCGCGGUUGUUGAUGCUGAAGCUGAAGAUGUUGCCACUGCGGGACAUGACGAAGAUGAAACUAUAGUUCAUGUCAUUGAAGAUGGUUUUGGAGAAGUUGACCCUGUCAUAGAGUCAAGCAUCCCUAGAGCAUGGACUGAAGAAUCUCCAACGGUUCAAGCCGCACCAGCGUCGGCUCCUACGGGACAAGCUGCACCUCCAUCACCAGAAUCAUUAGUGGUGGCGGCAUCAGAUCAAGUACCACCCGCAGUAGGAGAUGCAUCAGCGGCGGUGGCAUCGGUUCAAGUACCACCUGCAGCACCAGCUACUGGCCCUGUCGCCUUUCUAGAUCUUGCAUCUCCCAAUGCUGCUGACUUCAAGGGCAAGAAGGGAGAGAAAGUUAUCGACGUGCAACCGGUUGCUUGUGCUGCGCCAUACAACUCUGGAAGUGAAGACCUUGCGUCUUCGCUUUUGCAUCGAGAGUGA
Messenger RNA from Aegilops tauschii subsp. strangulata, 654 nucleotides. The record is from RefSeq and is a predicted model, not a curated record. Lineage: Eukaryota; Viridiplantae; Streptophyta; Magnoliopsida; Poales; Poaceae.